UUUGCACGUAUAUGUCUCGAUUGUGCGUGUAUAUUUAUUAAUUUAUUUUUUUAUUUUACACAACGUUUCUUUCCACAUUGAGCGCUCGGAGAGUAUUUUGCCUCGAUUUGAAUUCCGCGAUGACAGUACAGCGCAUAGCGUAGCGCACGAGGAAUCUGUUUUUCGGUGAUCGUAAAACUGAAUAGAAGAAAAAAUUGAUGCAAGCCACGCAUGAAGGAAAAGAUUUAUUAAAUUGACAGCGAACGACGCUAACAACCAAUUGCCAAUUGGUCAGUGAAAUGUAAAAAAGCCUAAUGGAAAGUGUGGUGAAUUUGCGCGCAAAUUAUAAAUAGAGUGACACCAAAGUGAUAACAGAUUAUAGCAACACCGAAAAAAUAGUUCGCCCAGUUCAGAAAAUAUUAAGGGUCGGUGUGAUUGAAAAAAAAAAAAAAACAAGUAAACGAUUAAAGUACCUGAGCUUUGCGUACCGAGCUUGUGCGAUUGGCGUGAUCCAAGAACCGGUCACCUAGAACCAGGUAUUUUAUGUUGGCAGAAAGUGUAAUCUUCGGAACUGCAGAUCUCAACGGAAGAAGAAAUAAGAAUAGCAAGUGAUCUUCGCUGGAAGGCAUGAAAGAUGUGAACAAGUGUGCUUAUGUUUUGAUCGUUUUUGUCAGCUGGUCAAAAAGUUGAGUUCUGUUUGAUCUAGUAGAAACAAAAGAUCGAGCUCAAAUGAAUGCCGCAAUUAAUUUGAAUAAUCUUGAAUGAAGAAACGAAAAUUUACAUAAUUUGUGUACUCGCGGGACGCAGUAGCAGAAGCAGCAGAAGCAACCAUUUCGGUGGCAGCAUCCGUACUCACUGUAGGCAAGCAAAGUUUAAAGAUAAAUAAGAAAACAAAAAUACAAAAAUACAUAAAAAAUUCCAACGCCAGUAAAACAACCCAAAAGAGUUUGAGAGAAGAAAAGAGAAGUUAUUAGUAAAGAGUAAACACCUGAGAGAUGAUUGAUUGAUUCUAGCUGCACUGCACAAGAUUGAAUUAUCGAUACACGGGAGCCGUGUAGGAUAGACCGGGCAGUGUGAUAAAAACCCUUAGACGGGUGCUGAGUGGAAGCUGGCAGAGGUAGAUAAAUAAAACAAGUCUCCGGUUUGAUUGCUUUGACGUGAUCGUUAUUUUUGUAUUCGUUCGGAGCCAGUUAGGGCUGAAUCGAGAUUUGGCAGUGCCAUUUGAAUACUUGAAUUUUCAAGACAACGUCACGUCACCUGGAGCAGGAAAGUAAGCAUUUUGAAAGGACGCUGCGGCGUGUUAUGCUAGUGAGCCAUUUUUUAUAAGAUAGGAAAACUGAGCCCAAAUUUGGAGCCCUACCCCGCCAGCGUGGAAGGGCUUAACAGCCCUAGAGCGGUGGGGAUGGCCGCCACCACGUACAUAUCGCCUAGCGGCGAGCUGGACAUGGCCUUAGGCGGCGGUUACCAUACGUCUUCACCGCGAAGUGCAGCCGAUGCAAACGAGAUGAAGUAUAUGCAUCAUCAUCACCACCAGAGCCAUCACCAUGUGCCCUCUAGUCCUAGUCCGAAUCCUGCUGGUUUGGGUUCGGUAACGGGUGGCCUCGGUGGAGUUGGUGGCAAUCCUUGGGCUGCUCUUCAACCAACGGAUCCAUGGGCGUUGCAUUCGCAUCAUCCUCAUUCCCACCCGCAUGCGACAGACGUGAAGCAGGAAAUGCAUUUAUCGCAACAAGCUCGGGCACAGCAAGGUAUGGCUUCUCCACAUGCCUGGCAUGCACCGGUGCAUCCCGGAACGCAUUACGCCACUGGAGGAUCUCCACUGCAAUACCACCAUGCAAUGAACGGAAUGCUUCAUCAUCCUGCUCAUCCUGCUCAUCACCAAAGUGCACCCCCUUUGCAUCACUCGUUACGGGGUGAGUCGCCUCAGCUGCACAUACCACACCAUCACCUGCAGGGCGAUCGGGACGUGAGUGCCGGAGAAGAAGAUACUCCAACGUCUGACGAUCUAGAAGCGUUUGCAAAGCAAUUUAAACAAAGACGAAUUAAGCUAGGAUUUACACAGGCAGACGUAGGCCUGGCACUGGGCACCCUGUACGGCAACGUAUUCUCACAAACAACGAUAUGUCGAUUCGAGGCUCUACAGUUAAGUUUUAAGAAUAUGUGCAAACUAAAGCCACUGCUACAAAAAUGGCUAGAAGAGGCUGACUCUACCACGGGUUCGCCAACCAGCAUCGACAAAAUUGCUGCCCAGGGUCGAAAGCGAAAAAAGCGAACCAGCAUCGAGGUGUCAGUGAAAGGAGCCCUAGAACAGCAUUUCCACAAACAGCCGAAGCCAUCGGCACAGGAAAUCACUUCGUUGGCCGAUUCGUUGCAGCUUGAGAAGGAAGUAGUCAGAGUAUGGUUCUGCAACCGACGGCAGAAAGAAAAACGGAUGACACCACCAAAUACAAUGGGUGGUGACAUGAUGGAUGGAAUGCCGCCCGGACAUAUGGGCCAUGGAGGACACGGCUAUCAUCCGCACCAUGACAUGCACGGUAGUCCAAUGGGUACCCACAGCCACAGCCACAGUCCGCCCAUGCUCAGCCCUCAGAGUAUGGGCGGUGGAGGGCACCAUCAGUUAACGGCCCACUAGCAAUCAGAGCACCAGGAGUCCAGCAAUAAUUCGGCGGUGUUUCAACCGAUUCACCACCCUGGAAUCCUGCAACCACAUUCCGCCGCUAUUUCCUCAUCCAACGCUGGGAAUAGCUAUAGCAUAGCAUCGACCACCACAAAUACCUCUUCACCGCCGUCGUCGACGUCUUCAUCUUCCAAUGCGGCCGCAGCAGCGGCAGCAGCAGCAGCAGCGGCCGCUGCUUCGGGAGCUUCGACAUCGCCGUCGGCAGCUGCUGCUGCUGCGCAAAUGUACAUAGACCACCGGCAUCACCAGCAACAGCAGCAGAUGCACGCUAGGCGGAUAUUUCAGGAAUGGACUCUGCAGUUCGGACCCACCGGUACUGCAACUGGUGCACGAUAUUUGAAUUAAAAAAGAAAUCCUGGCCAGCCGGAUAACCAAAAGAGUUGGCAAUCUGCACGAUUGGGAACGGAAUCAUCAGUCCACCAAUCAGAAUACACACAUACACACACAAGAAAGAAAAACCAACAAAGAUGCAAGCUAGUAAAAUAUUAUUUAGUUUGAUGCCCUCUAAAUAAAUUGUUUAAAUCAAAGUUUAAACUCUAAACAAAAGCAAAAAGUGGUGACUUAAAUACAAUUUGUGAAAAUCCGAUCGAAACUGUGUUUACCUGUACAUAGAAGAAUAUGAAUAUGAGUAAGGUUAAUGUAAUCAGUAUCGUGUAAGGAAAAAAAUAGUAUGAAAAGUAGAAUUUAUAUACGACAUAAUACAAGUAAUACAAAACAGCAACACAACAAGAGCUAGAUAGAAACGAAUGAAGCGAAAGCUCUAGAGAGCGAAACCAGAGAAGUUCUAGUGAUAUAUAAAUGGGUAAAAUUGUAACACGAAGAUGCAAAUGUGAAGAUAAUUUCAUGGGUCAAAAGCAAUGCCUCGCCAUCAAAAACAGUUCAAUCAGUAAGUAUUUCAUUUUGAACUACAUAUGUUGCAGUACAGUGAUUUGGGUUAAUGAAUUCAGUGAUUUUAAGCUAAUCAUUGCACUAACGGGCACACAAGUUGAAAGUGAAACAAACCAGUGUCGUUCCAAAAUCGAUUUUCUAUGAUUUUCUAUGUGUGAAAUGACUCCGGCAAACCUCUGGGAAUUACCCGGUCGUAAACUGUUCAAGAAUCGUCCUACGCUUUGGUUGUAUUCGUACCUUUGAUGUGCCUUUUGCAGCUCAUCCUGUUAGGUGCUUUACAGUUGUUUGUGCCCUGCGCCGAAAAUUUCCUGUUCAGGAAAUUCCGGUAGUAUCCUUUUAUGAGGCAGCCGACGGCAGGCCGAUUAGUGAUGAUUGUUUUUUCUCAUGCGUUACCUUCACACCUUUUUGGGCCAGCAGCGGUUUGCUUUAAGACGGAAGAAGUUUGGAGUUUCCACAUCUGUGAGCUGGAUCAACAAGGGGCAGGAAAUAUUUACAAUUUGCACUGCGCCUUUGUUUUUCGGACAUUUUAAGGGAAUUCCUUUGACGCCCAUAAUCAUCGAGUAUGCUGCGCGGUGCGCUGUAAAAUUUGUUUUAGCCGGGGAUUUCCUCCUUGGCGAAAGAUUUAGCUUCUAUAAAACUGAAUGAUACGGUAAAGAAUUAGUUUUUGAUGGUUUGGUUUUUGCUUUCCGGCCCUGGAAUGGAGAUUAAGGUAGGGAAGUCGAAAGAAUAUGUCCACAGCUGUAUACCGAUUCUAAGAGAGGGACGCUAAAUAAACAUGAAAUAUUUGUAAUAAAACCAUGUGAGAAGAAAUAUAAAGCAAACACGCCGUUGUAUAAAAGCAUCUGAAAAUUAUGAAAACUUACUGCAAAAAGUGUACGAAACGAUUCAACAACAUAGAAUACCAAUAUUUGUAUAAGAAAAAAUGUGUAAGUACUGCGAGAACAUGGGAAAAAUUCACUAGAAAACCAUCGUUUUGCAAACAUUCCAAAUAAAAUUUCGUUUAUUUGUUUUUUCCUAAUUAUGGUCACAGGAGUAAUUCUAUUUCAUAACAAUCCGUAAAAUCCCUCACCAAGGUGAAACGCGUACCGGCAUGUGCACGCUUGUGUGCAAAUUUAAUGGCCGUACUAAUUUAAGUGUUCUUAUCGGUCACCUAAUUUUCCAUUUCGUAUUGAGGCACUUGCCCACCAACCGUGGCGGUCGAGCACUUUUUUUUGUUGUUCAGUGGCAGGUGUGCGUAGUUUUUCAUUCUUACUGCUUUUUUUUAUUCCCUUUUGAGUAACGUUUCGAAGUGCAGGUUGCCUUUUGUAACUUUAGAUGUUUUGUUUAUUAUACAACACAUCAUCGUAUGUCUGCUAGACGUAACUACCAAAUACAUACUUACAAUUUUGAUGCAGUUUUAUUCGAUGGAAUUGCAAGUGGAAUUUUCUUUGCCUUUUAAAAAAGAUGAUUGUGAUUAGAAAAAAUGUUGGUGGCAUUAAAAAUUACAAUUUUACACGAUUAUCAUCAAAAUCAUUUGAAUCGGAAUUUUGGAGAAAUUAAAGCAUAAUAAUUAUGUUUAUUGCGAGACAAUUUGUUCCAGUAGAGCUACGAUGGUGAGAUUAUAAUGGCAAGAUUCCACAUCUUGCUUGAAAUUUAUUUUCGAAUGAAUGCUGUGUUGGCAAAAUUAUGACUUGUUUAAAAGAAUAGUAUGUACUAGUAUACAAUAAACAGAAGCACUGAUAGGAAGAAUCUCUUGUUUGAUGACGAUUUGCCUGAUAAAUAAAAGAAAAAAUUGCCAUAUAAUUUUUACAUUUUUGAUGAAUGGAUUGGUAUAUAAACCGUUGCAAGUCGUUCAGAAUUGGCAGAGUUAUUAGGGUUCAAAAUCUUUCAUUAUUUCGUCCGGCUCGCUUGAAUCCCUACGGUAAGCAGAAAUUUUACUUUGUUUAAAAUGAAACACAAUGAAUGUAUUCGGAUCUGUUUGAAUGUAAUUUGCAUGAUUAUCAGAAAAUAUAAAAUGGAAACUCUUGUAAAUAUUCGCUAUUUAAGUGGAAAAAGUUGAAUAUGCUUUCGCUAAAUUCCUUGUAGUAUUGCCUUAAUAGUCAAUGAACUCAUUGGAAAGUUUUUCAGUGGAUAUAAGCAAAGCCAACGCAGCAUUCUUUUUGCUUUAAUUAUGUAUUUUCUGUGGAUUUCACGCGUCAUGGGAUACGGUAUGUUUAUUUUUUUCUAUUGAUUCUAGCAUAACUUUCACAAAAAAAUAACCAGAGAAGAAUGAUAUUCAUUCCCCUUGUUUGAACGUGAGGCAAAAUUAGCGAAAGGAAAAAAACACAAUGAAUAGGUUUAAAAAUAUGAUAACACACAGGGUAAAAUAUUAAAAUAAACUCCAUUUGAUAUCGUUGGCUUCCAUUUUUCUCUUUGUUAGCCGUUGCAAAUGGAUUUGUUUUGGCCAGUAAAAUAGUCAUCAUUUCGCUUGAGUUGAAUUACGUUUAGUUAAGCUUUCGACAUUCCGCCAGAACUUUUCAUCAUUUGCUUCCGUUCGAUGUUCAGUUUAAAUGAACGUUCAGAUGAUACGUUUGGAAGACCGACGCGGUAACAGCACUACAGUAUCGGUACUUGACUUAAUUAUGUUUUAUAUGUUAGGCGAACCGAAUCAAAAAUUUAAUUGUAAAAGCGAUAUCUCAUUUUUGUUAUUUAAUGUGUAGAAAAAAAAACCUAAACAAAAAACGACGAAGUUAAGACAGAAGAAAAAAAAGCUUAUAAUUACUACGGUUAGUUAAUUGUGAAAUCGUGAAACAUGAUUGAACUUAAUAAAAGUAUAAGAGGAAAAAAAAGAAAAAAACAAAGUCAUGCGCAAAUGUAAGUAAUGGUAAAUAGUACAUACACACUUUAUUAUCGGAGGAAUUUGCAUAAGGCAAAAUAAUAAGUGUAGAGGUGAGGAACAACCAAUUCAUGAAACAAAUAUAAAAAGAAAAUACAAAGAAAUUAUAGUAAUCCUCUUAUGAGUUUGUCGACUGUAAAUACGUGUAGAAAGACGUUUUUGUUGCUAGAAACAGUUCAGGAUCAUUCUGAUCGAGAUAAAACAGUUUCUUUUUUGUGUUUGUACGUAACGUGGUUUCAUUUAAUCAAAAUUUUGCGCUAACCUAAAAGUUAGAUGAAUGAAAAUCAAAUCCUAUUUUUGAAAGAAGAAAAAAUCGAUCAAAACAAUAAUUUCAUUGUUCAAAUUCUAACAUUCUAUCGAAAAAAUGCGUAAGAUGCAAAAUUACCUACAGUUUGAAAUAUUCUCACGGAUAUAAAAUUCGGUUCAUAAAGAUAUUGGAUUGGAUUAUUGGAUUAUUUUACUGUCUCAAUUUUUGCAAAGAAUACUUUCAUCGAUUUAUUGCAAAAUGUAUCACGGAAACACACAUGCAGAGAAAAAAAGAAUUAAGCUAAGUAAUUAAUUAUUAGAGUUAUUAUUAUUCUAUUAUAAUUAUUAUACACGAAAAGGCAACAAAACCAAUUUUAUUAAAA
Messenger RNA from Sabethes cyaneus, 7024 nucleotides. It is a transcript of the gene vvl, whose product is annotated as POU domain protein CF1A. Gene Ontology annotation, molecular function: RNA polymerase II cis-regulatory region sequence-specific DNA binding; DNA-binding transcription factor activity, RNA polymerase II-specific. Bases 1382 to 2608 code for a protein of 408 amino acids. The record is from RefSeq and is a predicted model, not a curated record. Gene Ontology annotation, cellular component: nucleus. Gene Ontology annotation, biological process: regulation of transcription by RNA polymerase II; brain development. The transcript has a single exon. NCBI's taxonomy places the organism in Eukaryota, Metazoa, Arthropoda, Insecta, Diptera, Culicidae.